Messenger RNA from Cephus cinctus (wheat stem sawfly), 2781 nucleotides. RefSeq names its product metallophosphoesterase 1 homolog (gene Mppe). NCBI's taxonomy places the organism in Eukaryota, Metazoa, Arthropoda, Insecta, Hymenoptera, Cephidae. Gene Ontology annotation, molecular function: hydrolase activity. Gene Ontology annotation, cellular component: endoplasmic reticulum. The coding region runs from base 853 to 1896 and encodes 347 amino acids. The record is from RefSeq and is a predicted model, not a curated record. Gene Ontology annotation, biological process: GPI anchor biosynthetic process. The transcript has 8 exons.
AUGCCCUAUUAACGUAAAAUAAAUCCAAUCUGAAGGAAAAAGAAAUAAUCAAUGUCGGAAAUAGUGUGACGGAAUAAAGUACUUUUAUUUCUCUUUAAAGCAUGUAUCCCUUGUAUUACUAAACUCAGUAAUGGUUCUGCCACAAUCUUUUCUGCUCUCCUAAUUUAUGCUUUUCUUUCUGCAUCGUUUUUCUCAAACUUUUUACCUGACAUUUUUUUUCUCUGCAAGGACUGCUAUUCUUUGGAAAUGCUAUUUAUGCGUAUUCUAAUAAUACAGGAUGGAUCGAAGAUCACUGUCUCACUAACAGCAACUUGCAAUUAAAAAGAAAAUAAUUUACGACGUACGUGUCACAGUUUGGAAUAUAUUUGAGAUUCCUUAUAGUACUAUAUCGUUUCUUUUUCUCUUUCUUUCUUACGAAUACUUCGUGACUGAUACGGAUAAUGUCGUUCGCGCACUGAGCAUCUUAAAAUAGUAUAUAAUAAGUUUUCAACAGUUUACGCCCAGUGUAGAAAAACUUCUGUAAAAAAUCAGUCCUCUUUAUGGUGUUUAACUUGUUCGUCGAUACAAUGUUUUACAUUGAACAAAUGCUAUUUGGUAAUUUGCCAUGAGAAGAAUAUACUUUCCAACUACAAAUUCGCAUGAGACAAAAGGGUUGCCCAGGAUCAGCUGGCUUGCCUCAUCAACAUAACAUACCCUGAAAAUAUGGGUUGUCGAUCAAAAAUAAUAAACAACAAUUAAUUCUGAUUUUGAUGGCUCAGUCGAAAAAUUGAUAUAUGUUGCAUACUGGUAAAAUUGCAGACACAACUUCUGAGAUGAUAUUUUUUACAAUUCAUUAUUGACCAAACAAAAAAUAUGAUGCGUCGAAACAGGACUAAGCACAAACUUAUCUUCAUUGGUCUGGUUCUUGCAUUCACUGUUGCUUACAAUGAAUUUUUUGCCUAUGAAAUUCAGAGCUUCAAGUGGGCUACUAGAGACUGUUCAGAUUGUGUCAAAGUCUUACUUGUAGCGGAUCCUCAAAUUUUAGGGGAGAAGAAUGAAAAUUAUAUUGGAGCAUGGCUGGCUAGAUGGGAUAAUGAUCAGUAUCUGAAAAAGACUUUUACAAGGGCUCUGAGACAUUCGCAACCACAUGCGAUAGCAUUCCUUGGUGAUCUCAUGGAUGAAGGUCACAUUGCUCCACCAGAAUAUUUUCAGCGAUAUAAAGAACGUUUUGAUGAUAUAUUUUACACACCCGAGCAUAUAAUGAAAAUCUACUUACCUGGUGACAAUGAUAUUGGUGGUGAAGAAGAUAUGGUUUCUUCGAGGAUUCAUAGCAGAUUCAAGUUUUCCUACAGUCAACCAGACACUCUCUCACUUAACAGUGUCACAUUCUUCAAAGUUAAUAGAUUGACACAUUCAAUGUCACAAGCACCAAAAGAUGCGUUUCUUAAUGAUUAUGCAGAAAGAAACACAACCAACGUUAUUCUUAGUCACAUACCGUUAUUAUUUACGCCUGGUAGUUUUGUUCAGAAUAUUAUCUUCACCGCGCACGAGCACAGAGCAAUGCAUAUAAGUUUAGACACAGCGACCGAUCAGCUUAGUGAAAUCUGGAUUUUACCUCCUUACAAAACUUUGCUCUAUCAGUUCAGAAUGGAUAUGGGUGACAUACACGAGCUCCAAAUACCAACUUGUUCCUACAGAAUGGGAACACCAUACAUGGGUUACGGUCUGGCUUAUAUUGAUACCCAAGAGAAAAUAGUGGAAUUCACAAUAUUAUGGCUACCAGGGAGAUUUCCACAGUUAUUGUUAUACCUCUUCAUUCUAGUGUCAGUCAUCAUCUUUUCCUUAAAACUUAUCUCCGGAUGUGGUUGCUGCGUGGGCAACAGUCGGCCGACAUACAAUCGCUUGUCUACUCAAUAAUGUAAAUUUCUUAUGCGAUAGAAUAUUCGAAAUUGGUGCCAAUAAUCGAUCGAGUGGCAAAAGUUUAUGUCUAUGUACAACGUUAAUAUUUGCAUUCAUCGCGUAUCAAUCAAUUAGGAACAAUCCAUCCAGUGAAUUUACUGCGAUUAAUCAUGCGAUAUUUUGGCGGUCUUUCUCGAUUGAAAUUCUAUCGGAUUUAUAGAAUUCUGGAAUUCGGGCAAAGAGAAGUUUGGGCAUCCCGCUCGCCCCGUACCGCCGGUUGUCUGUACUUGGCACGAAAUCCGGUCGUAUUUCUUGAUUAAAUAAUAAAGCCGAUUAGAAACUUGUAAUUUUAAGCCAUACUGUGCAUAUUCAUUUGUAUGAUUUCUCAGUCGCGAUUGAGAUAUAUUAUUUUUUUAUGUCACAAUUGAUUGAACUUUGACAACAAUGUAAUGUAUAUGUUAAUCUUAGGAAACUUCAGACUUGCAGUAUUUCAAUUUUAAUUUAUCAAGCGAAGCCUUAACAUAACGCUGUACAUUCGGUAUCGCGAGUGCAUUCUCAGUUUUCGUUUACGAUUCUAUCAAUGUAUUUACGAUUAUUGUUAUCUUAAUUUAGAUUAAUCAAUAUUCCUCAUAGAUGUUUGCGAGCGUGAAAGACUAAUCAAAUUAUUGUUAAAAAGUCUGGAGAAUAUGUAAGAUACCUUAGGCAAUAUUAACGUUUCGUAACAGAUUUACGUGACUUUCUCUACAUACUAUACUUCAUAUAGCCCAUAUUUAUUGUUACAAUAUUAUCGUUGUCGUUGUCAUGAGAUACUUUUAAUUGUAUCUACGCUACCGUUGUACAUAAAAUCGUAAAGUUUAUGAGAGAUACUUAUACACACAGAAUAAAUAUUUUCUGUUAAUAAAA